Molecule: messenger RNA, 363 nt
Organism: Acanthoscelides obtectus
Lineage: Eukaryota; Metazoa; Arthropoda; Insecta; Coleoptera; Chrysomelidae
Source: the annotation of a GenBank genome assembly
AUGGUGUUCUCCAUGCGAAGCCUGCCUGGAGACAGUGAUUUGGUUGGUGAAGCCAAGUUUCUGGGGGUUACUUUGGAUCCAAGAUUGCAAUGGGGCCUUCACAUUGACAGUGUUGCUGGAAAGGCCACCAAAGGUAUAUAUGUGCCACGGUGUCUGUCUUCUUGUGUUUCUGUAGCCAUAUUGAGAAUGGCUUACUUUGCCAUUUGCCAUUCACACAAUCCUACGCCAUUCUGGCUUGGGGGCAUUCUUCAGCGGUCCAUAGACUGUUCGCCUUGCAAAGAAAAGCAGUUAGGGUUGUGAGCCGUUUGGGCUACAGGGACGAUUGCAGAGAUACCUUUGUCAAGUUGGGAAUCCUUACUGUGC